Molecule: messenger RNA, 255 nt
Organism: Wallemia ichthyophaga EXF-994
Lineage: Eukaryota; Fungi; Basidiomycota; Wallemiomycetes; Wallemiales; Wallemiaceae
Product: U6 snRNA-associated Sm-like protein LSm2
Exons: 2
Coding region: 1-255 (84 amino acids)
Biological process (GO): mRNA splicing, via spliceosome
Cellular component (GO): precatalytic spliceosome; U4/U6 x U5 tri-snRNP complex; catalytic step 2 spliceosome
Molecular function (GO): RNA binding
Source: RefSeq, a predicted model, not a curated record
AUGGCUGAGAUUAUGAGUAAAGUUGAAUUGAAGAAUGAUUUGUGUUUGAUUGGCACUCUGAAAUCUGUGGACCAGUUCCUAAAUAUCAAGCUAGACAACGUUAAAGUCCUCGAUGAACAAAGAUAUCCUCAUAUGAUGGCUAUAAAGAACACUUUCAUUAGAGGCUCUGUAGUUAGAUACGUCCAGCUACCUUCGGAAUCAAUCGACACUCAACUACUUCAAGAUGCAACUCGCAGAGAAUCUACACGCACAUAA